AUGGAUCAGGAGAAGAUAAACAGGCAGAAGUCCCAAAGAUGGGCCAAUAUCGAACACACGGCGGACUAUGGAGAUAGUUGGGGUUAUGAUGACAAUUUUUCCGGCUCUGAGUCGGAUAAUCCGGCAAUUCCCAGUCUUCCUAAACUGGAGAUCCCUUCGGCGAUAAUAGGUGACAAAGGGGCCAAUUCGCCAAAUCAAGAGGAGCGUAGGAAAUCUUGGAUCGAAGAAAGUGAGGAGGAGGAAGAUAUUGGAACCGAAGCUGGUCACUGGAAGAGUAAUGUUGUGCUGAAGAUAGAUGAUUUUGGUGGGAAUGGUAAGACUCGAUCUUCCGAUGAAUCUCUUUCGCAUGAUAACACAACUCAACAACAAUUCGAAGAUAUACCGAAGCGGAGUUCAAUUUUUGACGAAACACUGAGCUGUGAUAAUGCAAUUGAGCAACCGGUUAAUGAUUCGUUUGUGUCGGAGAAUAGACAGUCGCCGAAACUGAAUACGCUACAGGAAGCUGCACGAACUGUUGUUCCCCAAACCAGUCUCCGGCAUACGAAUGAGGAUAUUAAUUCAACGAGUGACAAUUAUGACAAAAGGUGUGCAGAAGGCCCUGCUGUGGACAACAACGUUGAUAUUUCGGAAAGGCCUCCCAUUCCAAACGCACCAAAUUUACUACCUGACCUAAGGUAUGGAAACCACGAUUGGAUCGAUAAGAGCGAAGACAGCGAUGACGAAGAAGAGACCCCGGGUCUUUGGAAAAAAAUGAAUGUUCUUCAACAACAGCUUACCGAAAAAUCUGAACAAAUCGACCUACCAAAGACUUUGGCUGACGAAAACGAAUCAGAAGGAAAUGACCAACAGAACCAAAUAAAUCCCACAAAAUCUUAUGAAUCUUACAGCUACAAUGAACAGGAGCAUGAUUCAAAAGUUGAGCGAAGCAAACAAAAGUUAGAACCUGAUCACGUUCGAAUGUGGGAACCGGAAUAUACAGCUGAAGACUUGGAAAACGAGGAAUCAAGCGAACUUCACGAACCAGUACAGGUUCCUCAACCCAUUAGAUCACAUUCAUCCGGUUCGUUGUCAACAGGUUCUUGGUCAGUUGCCAGUUUUCAUAAAUCGGCUGGCGAUAAACUACUCGUUGAGAAUUCAAAGGCGUUGAAUAGACAUUCGUCCACCUUAAAGAGCUCUAACAGUGAAGAUGAGGGGAAUCUACAUGAAAUUGAUCGUGGUGACAGCAACUCUUUUACGUUAAGUAACAAGUUAGACGCGUUAGAUAUUGAGCAUGAGAAUAGGUAUGACUUGUCAGAUGAAGACAUUGAUCAUAACAGAUUCCAAGAUCAGGAAACGGACAGACAUUCACAAGACGAAGAGAGAAUAUCAAACGAUAACGAAGAGCAUUUGGAUCCUACAUCCUCGUUAGAAUCACCACAAGAGCGAGGCAACUCCAUCAAUUUUGGGCAUUGGAGACCUGAUACAUCUAACUUUAGAGAUAACUUUAUCAAGAAUCAGGAUCUCGCUGAUAGACACACAAUUUUUGAACAACCAGAAGAAAUUGAAGACUUUGAGCCGGAUAGAGUGAGCAAAUUACCAAGCAAUAUCGAUAUCGAUAAUAUUUCGACGGUAACGAGCAGUUUGCCCGGAGCUUCGUUGUUGGAUAGCCAAGCUGAAGUAAAAGAGGUGGAAGAUUCUUAUUUUAAAGAAUUAGAUGACAGUAACGAUAGGAUUGAGGUGAAAGAUCCUGAAGAUUUGAAUGCCCUUAAACACGAGAAUCUUCUGAUUGAAACCCGAGGUUCAGAGGACUCUGGUAAAGGUGAGUUCAUAAGCACUAUUAGUGGACCAAGACCUGUGAGCGAACAGGACAGGGUUCCACAACAAAGUUACGAUUACACAAAGAUAAUGACCAUGACCAAUGGUCGGAUGAAAGUGGAAGAAUUGUCCAAAGCUAGAAAUAUCGAAUAUCAGGUCAAAACUGGUUUGGACGAAUGGUUGACUUUUAUGCUUAGUAGUUCAUCUUCAGAUAAUAAUUACCAGCACCAAAACGACCAACUAGGACCACAUGCUCGUAAAGCUUAUGAAGACGUUGACCAAGGAAAUUACCACCAACAUCAUCAAUUGAGCGAUCUUGCACGUAAGCCGUCAAUAUUAAAUGGAUACCACACACCGAAGAUUUUAAAAACUUCCAAUAGGAAACUUGAAAAAGUGGGAGAUAUUGGUAAGGGGAUAUUCUCCAAAGGAAGGAAAAAGAUUUUGAAAAGCAAAUAG
This is a messenger RNA of Komagataella phaffii GS115, 2250 nucleotides long. RefSeq lists its product as hypothetical. The coding region runs from base 1 to 2250 and encodes 749 amino acids. NCBI's taxonomy places the organism in Eukaryota, Fungi, Ascomycota, Pichiomycetes, Pichiales, Pichiaceae. The record is from RefSeq and is a predicted model, not a curated record. The transcript has a single exon.